Xyrauchen texanus (razorback sucker) is the source of this 3961-nucleotide messenger RNA. It is a transcript of the gene pidd1, whose product is annotated as p53-induced death domain protein 1. The record is from RefSeq and is a predicted model, not a curated record. Gene Ontology annotation, biological process: signal transduction; DNA damage response; apoptotic process. Gene Ontology annotation, molecular function: protein binding. NCBI's taxonomy places the organism in Eukaryota, Metazoa, Chordata, Actinopteri, Cypriniformes, Catostomidae.
ACAAACAUGAGCGGGAAACACGGAAGUGAACUCGUGAUAUGUAUAUAAUAUAUUUAAACGCAUAAUACGUGUUUGGUUUUAUUUUAUAAAUUCUAAUUUUAUAGAAUGCGUGAGGCGGUAUGUUGUUUUAAGGCAUGACGUCAAUCAAGAAACGCGCGCUUCCAGAUGUUGCAGGGGCUUGUCUGGACAUGGUGGGCCAGUCUAGAUAUGUGAUUCCACCACAGUGAUGGGGGCGUUGGAUAUAUCGCUCCUUCCUUUUUAUCACUAUAUGUUGUCUGUAGGAGGGGCUGAAGGAAAGAAAAGAGGGAAUAGAUGGAGAGAGAGGACAAUAAACCGGUUGAGGAAGAAGGGUGGGCCGCCACGGUUGAUGGAAGGAGAGAGGAAGAAGGAUAUAUAGAAAGUUAUGAUUGUUCUUCAGAUAAAAGAAGGGCGAUGACAGGGACAGACGUGGGUAUGGUCCAUUCAAGCCCUACAAAGGCUUCACCUGCUUCCUGCAGAAAACAAAUCUUGGACACAAGACCAACUCUGAAGAUGGAUUUUGGACACAUGGACGAAAUUACACCGUCAGGACUGACCAGACCAUUGAUCCAGGUGCAUGACGUUGAACCUCUUUCUAUUUCCUCGGGCCAUACAGACACCUGGGCUCUAUCUCUCUCCGACACUACAUCCUCUUCUCCCUCCCCUGUCAUUCCCCCUCUCUCGAUCCUGUCCUCUUUGUCCUCUUCCUCCUCAUUUCCCUCUCUCUCUCCUCCUCUGCCUCCGUCGGUGGAGCUUGAUGGCGUGCUGGCAGAGGGCCGGCUGGUUUUGGACGUGUAUCGGGGUGGAGGAGAGGUCCUGCCGGUGCUCUGGGAGUGUGCACAGGAGUGCAUGAGAGGCCUGCAGUACCUAAGACUGGGAUCAGAGGACGAGGGGGCGCUAGAGAGAGCGUUGAGUGUGCUGCCCAGACUUACAGAGCUGCGCUCACUGGCUAUCAGAGGACACCGUUUCCAUGACAUUCACGGCGAACCUCUGCCCGGUCUUCUCACCUCUCUCCCUCCAUCCAUCUCAUCUUUCUCUUUCCUCGUUCACCUGGAUCUUUCCUUCAAUCAUCUCUCCUCUCUUCCUCCCUGUCUUCUCUCUCUCUCUCAUCUCUCUGAGCUCCUGCUGUGUCACAACCAUCUGACGGCUCUUCCGGAGGACCUCGCGCUGGCGUCCCUGCGACUGGUGAGCCUGAUGGGGAACAGGCUGGCGGAUCUGCCCCAGGGAGUGGGGCUCCUUUGCAGGCUGGAGAAGCUGGACGUGUCCUUUAACUGGCUGGAGAGUCUUCCAGAAGAAUUGGGUCAACUGCAGGACCUACAAACACUGGAGCUGUCCAAUAACAGGCUCAAAGUGCUACCAGAUACUCUGGGAUCUCUUCGCUCUCUGAGGCAGCUAGUUCUUCAGAGUAAUGAGCUGAGGAGUAUUCCAGAAUGUUUGCGCUCCCUCCCGCAGCUCGGCAAACUGGAUUUGAGGAACAACCCGCUGGGACGACCCCUUACCCCCCCACCGCUUACCCCCGUGACCCCAGUUCUGGAAGAUUCCGGGAUCCCAGAACUUCACCUUGGACUUCAACACAGUUUUUCAGUAUCUCCUGCUGGUUGUCACGUGUUUCUUUCUGGAGGGGCGGAGCUCUUGUUUCCACGGAGAUGCGUAAGCGUAGUCACACAACUCAAGUGGGCGGAGAGGAGACCAGACAAGAAGGGGGUGUGGCUAGAGGAGCAUGACGUCCUGUUGAGUCGCCAGUUAGAGCUUCUUCCACACGGAUCCACAUUUGAAAAGCCAGUAGAGGUGUGUGUUCCAUAUCGUAAAACACGGAAAGGCGAUGUUGUAGUUCGCAGGUUUGAUGGUCAGUCGUGGACGACACUUCCCACCCUGACCAGAAGGGGGAGUGAGAGGCACAGCUGCAGGCCAGGGGGCCGCCCAGCACGGCUGGCCUGUUGCAGCGUAUCACAGUUUUCUUGGUUUGUGGCCGUCUCUCGUCCUUUCCUGGACAGUUGCUCUGUGUCUCCAGAGGGGGCACUGCUGAUAUCUCAAUUUGACCCAGGAAUCAAACUCACAUUUCCUCCAGAGUGCACAACAGAGACACGUAUUGUCACACUGCAGGUCCUGCAGGUGGCGCUAUCUGAGGUGCAGGACUUGACCGGAGACCCUCAGGCCAGUGCCAGCCCACUGCUAUGCCUCUCUCAAACUCCCAGUAUGCACUUCCUUCAGCCAAUCAGAGUGCAGAUCCCUUUGCCACCUGGAGUCACUGGACACAUGGUGGACAUUUCCCGCCUGCACCUGAUGCACGGCGACCCCACGGCACAUACCUGGACUGACGUCACCUCUCAGGUGUCUCUUUUCGUCACACACAUCUAUGCUGUAUUCUCUAUCACACACUUCUCAUGGUACUGGUUGUGGUACACCACUCACAGAUGUGUUAGUGGGGUUGUCAGGAAGAUGUAUCACCGGUUGAAACAGUUCCGGGUUCGAUUCCUGGUGCUUCAGAGAAAAACAGACCCAGCACAGGUUCUACUACAGUGCCUGCCGUCUGACAAGGCUGAAAGCAGGCUGGUGUCUCUCUCUGAACAAUAUGAAGGUCCUCAGCCAUCAGAGUUGUGUAUCCUGCUGGAGGGAGAGCAGUUUUUUGCUGGAUUUGAGAGAGGAAUUGACAUCAGUGCAGAUCGACCUGACUGUAAAGAAGGCAGACUCUCGUUUACCUUUUACUCUCACUUGAAGAACAUUAAAGAAGUCCAUGUGUGCCCGACUCACCCACAGCAGGGCACCGUGAGAGGACAGGUGUCAUUUUACAGGGGUGAAGUGCCCAGUGAUCUUCCUGAGGAAGUGGCUCAUAAAAGAAAAGGUCAUGACAACCAGUGGAUGGCUACGUUACCCCUCAGACUUCUUAGUGCAGAUUGUGAAGGGAGCAUCUACGGCGAGCUGAAUCUGGGCGACCCGGAAAGCGGAUAUCUAACACAAACCAACCUGCUGUCCAUCUCCUUACGCAUCAACCAGGAGUGGCAGAAUAUCGGGAUCAGCCUGGGCAUCAACUAUGACCAGCUGGAACGAAUCCGAAACCAGCACAGGGACAACUUUGGGGCCCAGGUAUUGGCGAUGCUCUUUCAUUGGGCGAGGGGGCAGCAGGGGGCGGGGCCUGGGGCGGUACAGCGACUUAUGAAAGCGUUGGUGGACAAUGGUAGGCGGGACUUAGCAGAGGAAGUGGAAGACAUUGUGACUUUGGGAAAGAGGAAGUAUGAAGAAUCACUCAAGAGAGUCGGACUGGAGACACCAACUACCUCAACAGACACUCCGUCCAGCUGACACACAAACACUCUGUAUAAAAGUGACAAAUGAGUGUCAUCGUUUAAUCACCCUCAUAUUGUUCCAAACACAUGUUUUUUUGUGUCCCACAGAAGGUGGUCAUAUGUGUUUGGAAUGAGAUGAAUAAAUGAUGACAGAAUUUUCAUUUUUGUAUGUGCUGUCCCUUUAAGAGAGUGAGGAUGAUUCUUCUGGUUAUGGACAUGACAAACUCCCACCAGCAGAAAACAUGGACAUCAAGUGCCUCAUCUCGCAGGACAGAGUCAUUGUGUGUCAGAGCAGCUGUCUGUCUUCAUUAGAUGUCUGUCUCUCUCUGUCUAUCUCUCUCGUGCCUAACAAGGACCCACGGAUUCCCACAGAUGUGUUUCAUUCAUAACGACAAUUUGACAAAUGAGCCAUGAAUGUUUGUUAAAUGUUUUUAUGUGUUUAAACCAAGAAACAUUCAAAAUGAUUUGAUCAUUUGCCCUUUUUUUACUGCAUGUGGGUGAAUCUCACGAAGCACGUCAAGAAAUAGUCAUAUUUCAUGUCAAAAUGAAAAGAAACUAAUAUUAUGCAAAAAGAAAGUGAAGCCCUCAUGUAGGACAAAUACAAAUUUUGCACAUUGACAUUAUUUAUAUUAUAUUAUUUAUCAUGAAAAUUCAGUAUA